Messenger RNA from Drepanopeziza brunnea f. sp. 'multigermtubi' MB_m1, 1146 nucleotides. RefSeq lists its product as uncharacterized. Gene Ontology annotation, molecular function: protein binding. NCBI's taxonomy places the organism in Eukaryota, Fungi, Ascomycota, Leotiomycetes, Helotiales, Drepanopezizaceae. The record is from RefSeq and is a predicted model, not a curated record.
AUGAGCUUGCCUCCGGCUCAGCCAGCUUACAUCCUGCGUGGCCACGUCUCUCAAAUCCACUCCACAGCUUUCAUACGAUACAACCGCCGGCUCGUGACUGCUGACGCGGAUGGAUGGAUUGUGAUCUGGAGUCUGGCGACCAAGAGACCGACUGCUGUCUGGAGAGCUCAUGGGGCUGCCGUUCUUGCGGUCCGGGCUUGGGGGUCCGAAAAGAUUAUCACACACGGCAAAGACAACAAGCUCAUUGUAUGGAAACUCUCUGAAGAAGACGAAGAAUCCAUGAGCAAAGUCCUCCCCGUCGAAACACCACCCGUACCACGCAAAGAACCAUGGCUUCUUCACGUCCUCUACGUCAACACCAUGAACUUCUGCUCGUUCGCCCAAUGGUCCCUACUAAGAUCCGAUGCAGAACUUUUACUAGCGGUACCCAACACGCUCAGCUCCGAGACCGUUGAUAUCUUCCACUUACCGUCCUCCAAACGCAUCCACAUGGUACCCAAUCCUCCGUCUCUGAAGGGCGGCAUGGUGAUGGCUGUAUCAAUCUUCGAACAUGCCCAGACAGGCCUUCUGACCGUCGUGGCCGGCUACGAAAGCGGCCACACAACAGUCUCUCAGUUCUCAGAAGCAACAUGGAAACCUCUCUACAUAUCCCAAGCUCACGCGCAACCCAUUCUCUCCCUCGAUGUCUCUUCUGCGAAAGAUUUCUACCUCACGUCCUCCGCCGACGCCAUUAUCGCCCAACACCCUAUCCCUUGUGCAGCCGAAAAGAUCACGAUGGCUGUCGAGAAUAUGCCCUUGAAGACUCUCCAAACAAGGCAUUCUGGCCAGCAGGGUCUGGUGAUCCGCAAUGACGGGAAGGUGUUUGCGACUGCGGGGUGGGACUCGAGAGUUCGAGUCUACUCUGUGAAGGCAUUCAAGGAGCUGGCGGUGCUGAAGUGGCAUAAGGAAGGGUGUUACUCAGUCGCAUUUUCCGACGUGGAGUCUGAGGCUGUGAGGGAGAAGGAUACGGGGGAAGAAAGCAUGGAUUUAGCCCGGAGGGAAGGUGCCCUGACCGUGAAAGAGGAGAGGCUGUGGAAGGCUCAAACGGCGCACUGGCUCGCUGCUGGGAGUAAGGACGGGAAGGUCAGCCUGUGGGACAUCUAUUAA